Vitis riparia (riverbank grape) is the source of this 1457-nucleotide messenger RNA. RefSeq names its product non-functional pseudokinase ZED1-like. Gene Ontology annotation, molecular function: protein serine/threonine kinase activity; ATP binding. The transcript has 3 exons. Lineage: Eukaryota; Viridiplantae; Streptophyta; Magnoliopsida; Vitales; Vitaceae. The coding region runs from base 200 to 1354 and encodes 384 amino acids. The record is from RefSeq and is a predicted model, not a curated record. Gene Ontology annotation, biological process: protein phosphorylation; cell surface receptor signaling pathway. Gene Ontology annotation, cellular component: plasma membrane.
GACAUCUUUUACUUCUAUUUCUAUCUUGCAAUGGCUUCAAGGGAAUGGCUAUUCUCUCUCUUUCAGCUUCGUCUCACCUAAAGACUUGAAGCCCUUCUCAAGGUCUGAGAGGAUCUUCUCUAAGAGAUUAGUAGCUACCCAUAUCAUCACAGUUUGAGGAAGGAGACUAAGAAGGAAAAAGUCUUGGGUUUAGUUUGAUAUGUGGAAAAGAAGAGAGAAAACCGACAUUGAGAUGGGGAAGAAGGAGAGAAAGGAGUGCAUAUUGAGGAAUGGAGGGUUGUUAUUGCAGAAGAGAAUUUCUUAUUUUAAUGGCAAAUACUCCAAUCCCAUGCGUAGCUUUUUGGCCAAAGAGCUUCAAAAAGCUACUGACAAUUACAAUCAUGGGAAUCUAAUUUUUACAUGUUCGUCCCGUUUCAAAUGGUAUAAAGGUUGUUUGGAAGGUCGAGUGGUUUUUGUGAAGAAGUAUUUUGAUCAUUCCAUUGCAACACAUUCUCGUGGUUUUUUGGCUGAUCCUGAGAUGGUUACUAAUGAAAUGUCAGUUGCAGCACAAGUGAGCGGGCAUAAGAAUAGUUUGAAGCUUUUGGGAUGUUGCUUAGAAACACAAAUCCCCACUUUAGUUUUCGAAUUUCCAAUGAAUGGAAAUCUUGGGGAUCAAUUAAGAUCCAAUCCAACUGGUUUAUCGUGGAAGAGUAGAUUAAAAAUUGCAAAUGAGAUUGCUUCAGUGCUUACAUAUCUCCAUACUGCGUUUCCCAGGCCAAUCAUUCAUAGAGAUAUAUAUCCUGGAAAUUUCUACUUGGACCAAGACUUGUGUGCGAAGCUCUCUGAUUUUACAUUAUGUAUGGCACUCCCUGAGGGCAAAACACAAGUACAGAGUUUACGUAUUUCCGGGACUGUAGGAUAUCUAGCACCUGAAGUAUUGCGGCUGUGUGUGUAUUCAGAGAAGAGUGACGUGUUUGGCUUUGGCUUGCUUUUAUUCGACCUUCUAACGGGAAAGGACUAUCGUGAAUUAGUUGUGUCCAAAGGUUCCAUGGACGAUCUAAAGGAGGAUUAUCUGAUGGACUGCAUACAAUCCUAUAUCAGAAAUCAUGGAAUUAAUGGGAUUGUAGACCCUACUAUUCUAGCAGAGGGGGGAGGAGUCCCCCACCAUCAUCAAUUUCAAGCAGUAUUCCGACUUAUUCUCAAGUGUCGUAGAAUGAAUGCAGAGGAGAGGCCGAUCAUGUUGGAUGUAGCAAAACAACUCAGGCGAAUUCAAAGGGGAAAUUUCAUUUCUGAUGAAGCAAUUCGCAAUGAUAUGUUUUCUACGUACAAUAUUGGAUCAACACGUCUCUUGUGCCAUCGAAAGACUCUCGAAUAAUGUGGUAUUUUAAAUUAAUGUGUGAAAGACCGUAUAUUUUAUUUAAAUUUCUUAUUUUUUUAAGUGAGACUUUUAUAUAUAUUUGUAUGUAUAUUAUGCUUAA